Molecule: messenger RNA, 1974 nt
Organism: Rhipicephalus microplus (southern cattle tick)
Lineage: Eukaryota; Metazoa; Arthropoda; Arachnida; Ixodida; Ixodidae
Gene: Dpck
Product: Dephospho-CoA kinase
Biological process (GO): coenzyme A biosynthetic process
Molecular function (GO): ATP binding; dephospho-CoA kinase activity
Source: RefSeq, a predicted model, not a curated record
GGCAGUUGUGAUUAUGCCUAUGCCGCGAAGCGAGAGAUGGUGCGGUGUGAUAAACAGGUUGCAGCACGUCGGAGUUCGUUGCGAUUCCGUCCACGCUUGUGUGCGCCGUCGUACGAUUUAUUCGUCGGGUUUCUUCCGAUAUGUCGCUUUUUUAUCGCGUUUUACGGGCCGAUGCAAUUCGUUGAGAGGCGUUUCACCGCACCGACAGCACUUGCCCAUUCACAGAAUAAGCUUCCGAAGCGUUUUGUUGCAUGACACAAACAAGUGUAGGUAGUAAACAAGCAAGUGAUUUGUUUCCCCGGAAGCUAAAAUUGGAGCAGUCGAGAGUUGGGACAAAACGGCAGCGGGAGGCGAGAAUAGCGUUUUUUUUUUUUUUUUCUUGCGGUUGUUGGCUUCAUAAAACUCCCACAGACUCUUGUACAUGCCGUUAUAUCUCUUAGAACGUGAACUUAAUUCUGUUUCGACUGCGUCAAAAUAUCACUCAUGAGCUGCCGGCGAGAUCAGCUGGAAACGAAACUAAAGCUCAGCCUACGGAGCAAGGAAUUCCUCCAUUGCAUCUGCCAAAUGACUGACUCUGACUUGCCCACCAAUCCAACGCAAGUAAGCAGCCGAUCUGCACUCGGCUACUUGUCCGUUCUCGUAUGUGUUAUGUGUUUACUCGCGGUUUUCUCGUUCUCGUUUCGCCACUUUACAGUUCACGCUUUUUCCUGCAACCUCUUUCCUCCGUUGAGGCAAAGCUCACGGAUCCCGAAGCCUGUUUCAGACGAGCAUAUACUGCGCAGUCGGACGGUUAGCGGUGCGGAGUCGUCGUUCGGUUUCGUCCCAGGUGUAAUCGCACGGGUAACCGAGAGCGAUGUUUCUAAUCGGACUGACUGGAGGCAUCGCGUCCGGUAAGAGCACGGUCGCCAGCAUCUUGGUUUCUCUCGGAAUCGAUGUCAUAGACGCGGACAAGAUCGCCCGGGAAGUGGUCGAGCCCGGAAAGCCCGCCUGGGUCAAGAUUCGUCGCGAGUUCGGCUCCGAGGUGCUACUCAGCGAUGGCCAACUCAACCGCCCCGCGUUGGGCCGGAUCGUUUUCAACGAUCACGACAAGAGGCGGAGGCUGAACCACAUCACCCACCCGGAAAUACACAAGGAAAUGGCCUUCCAGAGCUUCAAGCUAUUCCUCAGGGGUCGCCAGUUCGUGGUAGUCGACGUGCCGCUGUUGUACGAGACCAAGACGAUGCUGCGCUUUAUGCGCAAGGUGAUCGUCGUGAAGUGCUCAUCCGCGCAGCAAAUUGAGCGGCUCAUGCUGAGGAACGGCUUCACCGAGGAAGAGGCGAGAAAGCGCAUCGACUCUCAGCUCCCAUUGGAGCAGAAGUGCGGCCUAGCCGAUUACGUCAUCGACAACACGGGCGAUGCGGGGGCGUUGCGUGCCCAGGUUGAAGACGUCGUUCGCCAGCUCAGAGGAUCGUGGGCGCAUUGGAAAGUGCGCGGCGCCGUACUGGUCCUUAUGGUGGGACUGUUAACGGGUGUCACGUGGUUGAUAACUCGCGUCUCUAGUGCACUAUAAUUUCAACCCUAUAACCUUGCCACGUAGUCUCACCCUCCGUGGACACUGCAACGUGCUUCUCGAAAGCUUCCGAAUCUUUCUGUACCUGACUGUAGUAGCGCUAGGACAACAUCACCAGGUUCCAUUGCAAUCCUUCAAAGCCUGAGGAAGUGAAUCACACAUGCUAACGCUUCGAAAUUUUUGGCAUAAGCAUAUACUACUGUAUGCCUUGGAAGCUUGGGAAAGAACUAUGCCCAUCUACUACUGACAUUGCAAGCUCUAGACAUUAAUCAAGUACUCAUAACAUGGAAACAUAAUCGUAAUGUUAAAUAAUAUAUUUCAGUAUUGGUACAAGGUGUAUAUACGCAGGCUUUUAUAGCAAAAAUAUUUUUGUAUUCAUGUACAAGUUGUGGUAUAAAGUGAUUAAUAUAUAUAUUAUCUGUGAU